AUGGAGGAGGCGCAGUGCGAGACGGGGCAGUGCGAGGCGGGACGUGCGGAGGGGAAAGUUAUCCCCGAAGAGGUGACCACAGAGGAGGGAGUGUCCACCCACCCAGGGAGACUGCCCGACGAGAGGGUAGACGAAAUUCUGGGCGAAGAGAGUGACGAUGAAGGCAUUGGGAGGGAAGAAGGCAACCAGGAGGGAGGGAUCCACGCCAAGAGUAAUUCCCCCCCUCCUCAGGGGGACUACUUCUACAUCAAUGAUGCAAUCAAGCACAACUACCCCCUGGAGUAUGAAGAAAACAAAAUUUACCCAAAAGUGUAUUGCUACGAACCAAGUAAUUUUGAAAAUUUCAAGAAAAAAAUAAAAAACAAAAACGAACUCAGACACUAUGAAUGCUACUCCUCUACCAUGAACGAAUUUUUUUAUAAAUACAAUGACAACUACUACGAUGAUAUUCUGAAGAAUGAGAGCUUCAAAAAGUUUGCCUUCGAGUUAUGGUCCAAAAGGAAGGAGAUCAAAAACGAAACGGAGUACCACAAUUUAUGCAUUCAGUUAAGGAAAAAAUAUAAGGUGUGUCCCUCUAAGCACCAGAUUAGUGUGGCCCUGCAGCAUCAUUAUUUGCAAGCGGCGCGUAACUCCAAGGGGGGCAAGGAUUCUCUAUCCACCCAUGCGGAGGAGACCCACAAUGCUACCUCCAUUUCGCACACGUCCGACGUGUCGAACCAGUCCAACGUGGGUGGAGAUGCCACCACCAAUGAGGAGGAAGGAGAGGAGGAAGGGGACACCGCUAAUGGAAGAACAGAUGGCGACCAGGUGGACUUCCUGCAGGGGCAGAUACUCUCCAAGGGGGGCCUGCCGGAAUGGAGGGACGACCCCCCCAAGGAGGGGAAGAAGGGGGAGAAGAAGGAGGAGGCGGAGGACGCGGAGGCUGAGGCUGAGGCUGAGGAGGAGGAGGACAAAAUCGAGGUGAACAAAAAAGGGAAGGACGUGAAGUUCGUUUUAGAAAAUGUUACCAACAUGAUCGUCACGACAGAAAUGAAAAACUAUAAGGACUUGGACAAGGAGAGUGUCCACUUUUUGCAAAUAAAUAAACGAAAAGGAGUGCGAUCGAAUAGCGGCGUGCUAGUUGUAACCAUCAUUACACACCCUCACAAAUUCAGCUGCAAGUAUGAUUGCCAUUACUGCCCGAAUGAACCAAAUCAGCCCAGAUCCUACCUCUCUACUGAACCAGCAAUUUUGAGAGCAAACCAGAAUAACUUCGACGUGAUAUGCCAGUUUUUCAAUCGAACAACCACACUAGUUAAUAACGGACAUGUGGCAGAUAAAAUUGAAGUCCUCGUCUUGGGAGGCACGUGGAGUUGUUAUGAUGUAGAAUAUCAGAGGGAGUUUAUAAGGGAUGUGUACUACGCAGCAAAUAUAUAUCCCCUUUUAAAGGGUAGAAGAAAAAAAUUCAGUCUAGAGAAAGAGCAAGAGAUUAAUGAGACAAGCAACUGUCGUAUUAUUGGAUUAACUUUGGAGACAAGACCUGAUCAGAUAAAUAAAGAGGAGCUCAUUCGAUUACGAUCGUAUGGAUGCACUAGAGUACAGUUAGGGAUACAACACACAGAUGACUUCAUUUUAAAAAAGGUCAAUCGACAAUGUACUCUCCAGGAUAGCAUCAGGGCUAUCUAUCUACUUAAGGAAAAUGGAUUCAAAGUGGAUAUACAUCUAAUGCCUGACUUGCCUUACUCAGAUGUGAAGAAAGACGUCAGCAUGUUUCAGUACGUCCUAAGUUCCACCGAUUUGCAAGCUGACCAAUGGAAAAUAUAUCCUUGCGAAAUUACUCCAUUUACGAGGAUUGAGAAAUGGUACAAUAAUAACGAGUUUAAGCCUUAUUUCGAAACGGACAAGAAUCUGCUCAUUUGUUUAAUUUUUCUUGUGAAGAAGUCAAUACAUCCAUGGAUACGCCUGAACAGAGUCAUACGGGAUAUACCGAACCCAUCCAUUAUUGCUGGAAAUAAUAUAACUAAUAUGAGACAACUCAUUACCAACGAAAUGAAUAUUCGAUCAAUUUUUUGUCAAUGUAUCAGAUGUAAGGAAGUGAAGAAUCAAGAAAUUGAAAAGAAGGAUGGGUCCAUUUUUUUGCAAAUAUAUCAGUACGAGACUCUAGGGGGGAAGGAGUUUUUCCUCACCUUUCAGGGGGUGAAGAAGGCUCGCAAGGGAGCAAUCGGUGGACCCAAAGGGAAGAAAGCCAAAAAGAGGGAGCGGCAUCAGGGGGAGGGAAGCGGUGAUGGGCAGCGAGGCGGUGAUAUGAAGCGAGGUGGUGACAGCAAGCGAGGCGGUGGGAACCCCACCCGGACGGAGGAUCUCCCCGAGGCAGCGGACGAAGAUUGCAUAGGACUCUCCUCUGUCAAUUUGUUCGCCGAGGAGGUAGGGACUUCCAAGGAGGUAGCGGCUUCCAAGGAGGUAGCGGCUUCCAAGGAGGUAGCGGUUUCCAAGGAGGUAGGGGCUUCCAAGGAGGUAGGGACUUCCAAAGUGGUGACCACUCCCAAGCAGGGGGAAGCUUCCAACGGGGAGGCCACUUCCACCCACUUAACCGAACUGCAUACGCGAGAUGACAACAACGAGCGGGCGCUGCUGGGCUUCCUGCGCCUCCGCCUGCGCAAUCAAAAUGACUACUGCGACGACAGACCCUUUAAGUGCCUAGAGGGGGCAGCCCUAAUCAGAGAGCUCCACAUAUACGGCUCGUUACUAAAGCAUGACGAUUUUAAAGAAGACCUAAAUUUCGUGCAGCAUAAGGGACUGGGGAAGUGUCUUGUCCUCGUUGCAGAAUUGAUUGCUUACCAUUAUGGGUAUAAAAAAAUGAGCAUAAUAGCAGGGGUAGGUACAAGGCAGUAUUAUAAAAAGUUGGGAUAUGAAAAGGAAGAAACGUAUGUAACGAAGGAGCUGAACAGGGAGACUUUGUAUGAACAGUACAUGCAAAAUGCGGAUCGGAUUGGUAAACAAAUAAUUAUUCACGACUACAAUUUGAAGCAUUGCCUGUACUUGAUGCAUAGGAGCAUCCCCACUCCGUCUCGUUACAAGAGAAGCGAAAUGGAGGGAGACAUGAAUACGUUUAUUCGCGAAAAUAUUAUCAACGUGGGGUCGGACGAGUACCUGCACUGUCAGCAGGAGUGCACCGGAGUGUGUCGUAUAAAUAUUGAGCAAGAUUUAGGCCCACAGGGGGGGGAGAAACGGGCGAAGGGGACGAAGCAGACGGAGCUGACGAAGGAGACGGAGCAAACGAAGCUGGCGAAGCUGGCGAAGGAGGCUCCUCUCCGAGCCGUCCUCAGCCAGUGGACAGGAACCAUCAUCGCCCACUCUACCACCAUAUUUGUUGGUGUUUCGCUUUGGGGGCGCCGUCGGGUGGGAGGCCUCUAA
Plasmodium cynomolgi strain B is the source of this 3393-nucleotide messenger RNA. Its product is annotated as histone acetyltransferase. The record is from RefSeq and is a predicted model, not a curated record. Gene Ontology annotation, biological process: tRNA wobble base 5-methoxycarbonylmethyl-2-thiouridinylation. Lineage: Eukaryota; Apicomplexa; Aconoidasida; Haemosporida; Plasmodiidae. Gene Ontology annotation, cellular component: elongator holoenzyme complex; cytoplasm; nucleus. Gene Ontology annotation, molecular function: iron-sulfur cluster binding; catalytic activity. The transcript has 2 exons. The coding region runs from base 1 to 3393 and encodes 1130 amino acids.